UCAUAUUGUCGACUGCCGAUUUCAUCAGGGAAUUGUACUCAUUCUCAUCUAUUUCACUUACAUAUUUUCAGGAAGUAUACAAUGCGCACCUAGCCAUGUCCUACGUGCUGUCUCCAUCCACUCUAUCCCCGGUUUCUCAUGCCAACACUCCUGCGACUCCCAGCCUCUCUCCAUCUCCCUCACCAAACACUCAGCACCUCCUGCGUCCCUCCUCUAGUGGCUUGCUAAUACCUACUGACAGGACUCAAGAUGUUUUAGAAACCAAAUGGCUUGGUAUGCUAGGAAGGUUGAGAAUUGAGCGCGAGGUUAUUCUGAAAGGAUAUGCGCUGUACAGUUUGAGAAGCUGGUUUUUGUCAAGGACACACUUUGCGCAUACCAUCGUCACACAUACCGGGAAGCCCAAUGAUCAAAUAUCGGCCUAUUUCCUCGUGCCUUCCCCUGAACUAUCAGAGAGUGAGGGCGAUGAGGAGAUAGCCAACGCCAUUCAGUUUCUUUCGUCCGAGACAAGAUCACAGCCACGUAGAACCGAGCUGGGCUUUUUGUUGGUGACCAGUCCUUCCGCUUUCGGACAGGAUGUAAACCCUGUUCCAGGAGGCGAUUUCAGAGUGGCAAAAUCAUACAUUGUUGUGAACACAGGUUUACGAAGAUUGGGAUGCGGAGGUCGAGCCGUGCUGGGGCUGGAGCCACCCAUAGCGGCUCUACGGAGAAAGUUUCACGACUUGUACCGCGUUCCUGUCCCCGUCCACUCUGGUCCGAUGUUUGUUAGAAAUUCCUCCCCGUCGACGUCGCCUACGCGAAGACCAUCUAUAUCUAUUUCAUCUCACAGCAUACAUUCUACACACCCUCAUGUUUCCCCGCCGUCUUCUAUUCGAUCACCAGUAGCAAAUGGCCAUGACAUAAAUUCGGACCCAUUCACAUAUCUCGUCAUCGAACUGGUCAAACUCAUUCAAGCGGCUUUAGCACUAUGGGGCAUGUUCCAAGACGUAGGAGAAGAUAUGCAUGGACGUUUGAUCGGGCCUGGGAUGGAAGUUGAUGGAUUAUUCUGCGACGAGACGAAGAAUGCCAUCUCCAGGUGGAGAAGGGAAAUGGGGAUGGAGCAUGAAGAAAGCUUGAAGAUUGAGAAGGAGACAUCUGGAGGAUGUAUUGACCCCAAGACGCUAUCUUCACUACUGAGCUCAAUCACCAGCAUUCACUAUCAGUUAGAUGCUCUAGAUGUUGAACGACUUCCAAAAGAUCCCUUCUCAAGUAUUGGACGUACUCUCAAAACAUGGCUCAGCUACCAAGAAAACGUGAAAUCGGGCACGGAUUCUCCAUUUUUCUCCGUUCCUUCUAUCCGAGCUUUGUCUCAACAUUAUCUUUCUGAUCGAUUGCACAAGGGAGACCAUCUGCGGGUACAACGUCUACUCACAGGUGUGGCCCAGACAGCUAGUCAUUUGUCGGCGAAUCUGAAAGGUGGCGGUGGAGAAGAGACUUCGCUUCGUUGGAGGGAACACCACCUUCGUCACCGUCUAGAUGAACAAGAGCUUGAAGAUCCAGGUAUGGUAAUGAUCAUCCCUGACGACGAAAUUGGCAGCAUUGCGCCUCCCGACGCAAUAACAACCCAUCUUGAAGCUUACAUCAAAUGCAUACUAAAAAGUAAGGAGAAAGAGUGGGAUGUCAUGGGCGCAAGGCGUAUAGCAGAGCUAUGGAAUGGGAGUGUUGCAGAUAGCGUUGAAGGGAGAAGAAAACGGCGUGGGACGCUGACACUCGGUAUGGGUAGAAGCGGGAUCCGAGAAAAAGAAAGAAGUGUGCUGCGGAAAAGGACAACGAGUCGGGAUGAUACAAUGAGAGAGGAAGAAGGAGACUUGAAGGGAACGAUCAAAGAGUUUUCUGAACGUGCCGGACAGGCAUUGAGGGGAGGUAUGGGUAUUAUGUCGAGGAAAGGAACGGCCUACGAAACAUCAGAUUCCGAAACUGGAGGGCCUAGCCCUGGUUCUCUAAGGACGACUUUGAUGAGAAAAAAGCAUGGGCCUGUACCGACUGUCAUCGAACCCCCUGCAGAAGAUGAGGAUCACCUCGAACCUUCAUCUGUUUCACCAUCAACAUCCACCCGUCAUUUUUCCGCCCAACUUGCACCAUCUCCUUUCUCCAUUCCCUCCAAGCCUAAUUUGCUUUCCAAUACCUCUCGAACUCUAAGCCGUGCUCCUAGCGCCCGUCCUCCCACUAUCAUUAUACCUUCUGGUAACGAGUCCGACGUAUGGUCUCGUGUCAGUGGCUAUCCUGGCAAGAGUCCUGGGGAAGAACGUUCAGAUUUGGAUCUGGGGCAAAAUCAUGUAAAAAACAAUAGGGCAGGAAAUGUCGGUGGUAGAGGGAUGAGUAAUGCUGUAUCUAGACCGGCGUCUGAAAGGGCGAUAGCGUGGCGGAACAAAGGGCGAUCAACUGUGAUGUUGAGGAGCAGUAGUGACGGCGCAGAUGUGGCUCUAGAUGAGACGGGGAUGGAAUGGGAAGUGCAAAAUCCCCAUGGAACAGGAAAACGGGAGGAGGAAGCGGUCAAACCUGUGGUGAGAAGACAUUCUUUCAAUGAUCUGGAUGAUUACAAGGGUGCUCGAAUGCUGUCACCACAACAUCUUCAGAUAGAUGUGGAGAUGUGUUCGGUCGUCCUGGAAUUACGAGAAAAGGAGCGCCAGCUUGUCCAGAAGGUCAAGGACGUCAAGGCGCUAGAAGAAGCAGUUUACACUGCGGCCUCCCAACUUGCGCAGGCUUCGCGUGCCAGACAUGCUCAUCUUGAAACUCUGAAAUCCCAAGCAGAGAUUUUGUGCGCAUCCCUUCAAGCCUUGAAAACGGAGGAAGAUCCUGAAGAACAGCUACCUUACGAUCGCUUCCAUUACUAUCUAAGUGAGGAAACGCAUCGAGCGGAGUUAUUGGAUGAUUUGGGGAGGUUGAAAGAGAUGUGGGAGAAUGUGAGGAAGGAGGGUGAUGAAAGAAGGAGAACCGUCGAGAGGAAGGAUAUCAAGAAGAGCUGGUGGUUCUGGUAGUCAAGCUUAGCCCAACUGAAUGUAACAUAUUAUUGUAUGGACUAUGUCAUCACGUG
Cryptococcus deneoformans JEC21 is the source of this 3070-nucleotide messenger RNA. RefSeq lists its product as hypothetical. Lineage: Eukaryota; Fungi; Basidiomycota; Tremellomycetes; Tremellales; Cryptococcaceae. Bases 96 to 3014 code for a protein of 972 amino acids. The transcript has 13 exons. The record is from RefSeq and is a predicted model, not a curated record. Gene Ontology annotation, cellular component: Sin3-type complex.